ACCGUCGUUGUAGAGUCAGUAUCGGUGGCAACUGCUAACAACAAUAAAUGUUCGGUAAUCUUUGACUGCCCGCGCUUGUAUGUGUUUGCUAGUUGGUCUGUAUAGGAAGAAAAGGCGUGAGAUCUCUCUGAGACUGCGAGACUGGAUCCGAAUAUUCCCACUGGACUGAAGCUGAGUUGAUCACUGUAACAUCCGACGGUAAAAUGACAAUGAUCUCUGAAUGAUCACAAUCAUCGUGAUAAUAGUAAUACUAUCCCAGAGGUUUAUGUCUGUCCGUUCAUUUUACGAGUCAAACGGACAUUCGAAAACCAAAGAGUCUGUAUCUAAAUGCAAGUUGCGGUGCGACAGUAAAGCUUCACCAUUUCCCAGAAUCGAUCCUAUUCACAAAACAACACCCGUUAUCUCGGCCUCUAUCGACCUACCCUUACGUAAACAGAUUGGAACCUGUCGGGGUUCACUAGGUUGCAAAUUACACGGCCUUUCCGUAACUAUUGAGACAAUCGUAAUAGGACAGCAACAGCCAACAUCUACGAAGUGGUACCUAGCGAAUAAUGGUUUUUCUCACUCUGCUCGGUAUUGAUAGAGUUGUGGCCAAAAUGAUCCUGGGCGCAGAUUACCGGCAUCUGGAUCUCCUGUAAUAUGGACGCGAUCGAUGUCAAUCGUCACGAAGUCAACGAAAGGACAUUCUACUUUCUCGUUAUCGUCCUAUGUGCUAGCAGGAACAAGGUCGUCAGGAGACUUUAGUACCUGGUGUUUAUCGUCGUUGUCAGUUGUAUAGGUCGGUUCUAGAACAAAAUUUUUGUCAAGAUGUGGAUCAUCAACAUGUUAUCCCGGAAGAAGGAGGUGUCCACUAUGGACAUCAUGUCCACGAAUCUCAAACGGUGUUUAACGUCAUACGACGUUACACUGCUGGGCAUUGGUCAUAUGUUGGGUUCGGGAAUCUACGUACUUUCGCCAUCGAUUGCACGUGGCACUACGGGGCCUGCAUUAAUCCUUUCGUAUUUGAUUGCUGGAGUUGCGUCACUCCUUGCGGCUUUGGCGUACGCUGAUUUCGGAGUACGCUAUCCACGCUCGGGCUCAGCCUACUCGUACGUUUAUUAUUCGAUAGGCGAGUUCUGGGCCUUCUUUGUUGGCUGGAACGUUCUUCUCGAAAAUAUGCUCGCAACAGCGGCGUGCGUUCGGGCGUGUAGUGCAUACAUCGAUUCGUUAACUGGGUAUGUCGUGUUCAACGGAACUCGAGCUAUUAUGGGAGAGUUUUCUACCACUGAUCCCUAUCUUUCGGAAGUUCCGGAUUUCUUGGCUUUUGCAAUCUUAAUGGGAUUUGUGAUCUUUAUGACAUUCGGUGUAAAGACGACUUCGGGACUAAAUAAUACGCUCGUGGGUAUUAAUGUAGUAGUCCUUGCUACCGUUGUCGGAGUGGGUUUUUAUUAUGCGGAUUUCGAUAAUUGGAAGUACCAUGAAAACAAUGCGAAUUUCGUUAAGGAAGAUCAUCCAGAAUUCAUCAACGGAUUCAUGCCGUACGGAAUUAGCGGUGUUUUACAAGCGUCUGCACAGUGCUUUUAUGCAUACGUGGGUUUCGACGCGAUCGCCGCAUCGGGCGAGGAGGCCCUCAAUCCGCAGAAGUCACUUCCUGUAGCCACCAUAGUUUCUAUGGCAAUCGUUACCACACUUUAUGUCCUCGUUGCCGCCGUACUCACGCUAAUGAUGUAUUUCGCCGAUAUCAGUUCUACGUCUGGUUUACUUGAAGCAUUAAAAUUUCAUCAGGCUUAUUGGGCUCAGUAUAUCGUCUCCGCCGGAGCUCUUGCCGGAAUGUCAACGGUAAUUAUGGCCACGGUUUUUGCUAUGACCCGCGUUGGGUAUGCGAUGGCCGAAGAUGGCCUACUCUUCACGUCGUUCUCGAUUGUCCUGAAUAAGUCUCAGGUGCCAGUUGUGUCUAUGUAUGUCCUAUCGUUGUUGUCCGCAAUUUGUGCCUGCAUGCUAAACACGGAAGCAUUGGUCGACAUGCUUUCAAUUGGUACACUGCUAGCUUAUAUGAUCGUAGCGUGUGCCCUACUUAUUUCCAAAUAUACACCUUUAGAUGUGGUUAUUGAGUUAGAAAACUCUUCAGCUCGGGAUGGGCCGGAAUUGAUCGAUUCGUCCAGGCCUUCGACUGUCCACACUUUCCCUGAAGAUCUUCAGAUCUCGGAUGGUUUACACUGCAUCACAGUAAUGAAUGCUUCACCAACAGAUUUACAUGGCCUCAAACCCUCUUUUCGUUUUUUACGGCAGUUUUUGCCUUCCAGUUAUGGGCAGCGCCAACUUGUCGUCGUUUGCUUGGCUAUCACCUUUAUAGCCACGAUUUUAGCCGCCUUUAUCGUCAAAUAUAAUCGUUACAUCGCUAACGGGCCUACCUGGAUGGUCUACCUCGGCUGGACCAUUGCCAGUAUCAGCGUGAUUACCAUAAUAAUAUGCGGUCUAUUGAUUUUUGCCCACGAACUUCCCGGAAACUCGAAUUUCUCGAACGACCAGUACAGCAUGCCUUGGGUCCCUAUUCUUCCCAUAUUUUCGAUCAUAUUUAACGCCGGGCUUAUAGUGACACUCGACCUGAUUACUUGGAUACGGCUUAUCAUUUGGUUAGCUAUUGGUUCAGCGGUCUAUUUUGGCUACGGGAUUCAUCACAGCCGAUUAAAUCGCAAAAAGAAAUAAUUUGCCACCACUAAGUAUACAACGUGAUCGACAGUUGUCCGUUGUUAACUCGUUAACAGCUCGUGAAGUCUAAUAAAACUAUGUAAAUAUAAGUUAACAGCGAGUGCUUCGUCAGUAACGUGCCAUUGAAAAAAAUAUUUGAAGGCACUACAAGUUAUGAAAAGUACACCAGUGUAUAUCGCCAGUUCAAGACAAUAUGUCGCGCGACCAAGACCUGGCUUAAUUUUUCAUGAUAACGGAUCAGUGGUCUAAAGCGUAUAUGCCUUAUUUAACUGAAAGACUUAUAUACAAUUAAGCCCGUCACACUUUAGAACAAGUUCACUUGUCUGUCGGUUUUCUACCCUAUGCAAACAGUUCUGAUUAAUUUCUUCUGAUUUUUGAUGGCAGAAAUCGCUUUC
Varroa destructor (honeybee mite) is the source of this 3083-nucleotide messenger RNA. RefSeq names its product cationic amino acid transporter 4-like. Gene Ontology annotation, biological process: transmembrane transport; amino acid transport. Gene Ontology annotation, molecular function: amino acid transmembrane transporter activity. Gene Ontology annotation, cellular component: plasma membrane. Lineage: Eukaryota; Metazoa; Arthropoda; Arachnida; Mesostigmata; Varroidae. The record is from RefSeq and is a predicted model, not a curated record.